Aphidius gifuensis is the source of this 1534-nucleotide messenger RNA. It is a transcript of the gene Rab5, whose product is annotated as ras-related protein Rab-5B-like. Bases 592 to 1242 code for a protein of 216 amino acids. The record is from RefSeq and is a predicted model, not a curated record. NCBI's taxonomy places the organism in Eukaryota, Metazoa, Arthropoda, Insecta, Hymenoptera, Braconidae. Gene Ontology annotation, molecular function: GTP binding; GTPase activity. The transcript has 5 exons.
AUUAUUAAAAACAAAAGCAACAAACACAUAUGCAAACACUAUAAAUAUAUGUUUUUUUAUUUAUUUUUUUAAUCUCGUUGAUUUCGUUCAUGGAACGUGCUGGUACCAAUAAAAACAGAGACGAAAAAGAAUCAUCAAAAUAACAUCAUUCAUUUAAAAAAAAAAAAAAAAAAACCACAAACACCUCUAAAUUAUUUAGAAAUAAUUUCAUUUACAAUUCAAAUAAAUUAAACAAUCAAAAAAUCAAAACUGAUCUAUCAUUAUCAAUUAAAACAAUUAAAAAAAUAAAACAUUUUAAUUAAAAAAAAAAAAAAGUGAGAGAGAGAGGGCGUUUGUGAAAGUGUGUGAGUACGUGUGUCAUGUGUCGGCCAUGUUGUCAAUGAUGAAGAAGAGGAUGCACUGAUUCACCAAAAAAAAAAAAAAAAAAAAAAAAAAAAAAACUGUAAAUUACAUUUUUUCUGUCGUACAAAAAAUAAUAACAAUUAAUAAACAAUAAAGUGUAUGUGAUUGUGCAUUAAUAAUAAAAAACAAACAGCAAAAUAAUUCAACUGUUUAUAAAUAAUAAUUUAACAAAAAAAAAAAAAGGUUGACAUGGCAAACCGGGGAACGGUUGCCCAGAGGCCAAAUGGCACUCAAGGUAAAAUAUGUCAAUUUAAAUUGGUAUUACUUGGUGAAUCAGCUGUUGGAAAAUCGAGCUUGGUAUUGAGGUUUGUUAAAGGACAAUUUCAUGAGUAUCAAGAAAGUACAAUAGGUGCUGCAUUUUUAACACAAACAGUAUGUCUAGAAGAUACAACUGUUAAAUUUGAAAUAUGGGAUACUGCUGGACAAGAACGUUAUCAUAGUUUAGCACCAAUGUAUUAUCGUGGUGCACAAGCAGCAAUUGUUGUUUAUGAUAUACAAAAUCAAGAUACAUUUGUUAGAGCAACAACAUGGGUCAAAGAAUUACAACGACAAGCAAGUCCAAGUAUUGUUAUUGCACUUGCUGGUAAUAAAGCUGAUUUGGCUAAUAAACGUGUUGUUGAUUUCGAAGAAGCUCAAGCAUAUGCUGAUGAAAAUGGUUUAUUAUUUAUGGAAACAUCAGCUAAAACAGCCAUGAAUGUUAAUGAUAUAUUUCUAGCAAUUGCUAAAAAACUCCCAAAGAAUGAUCAAACGGGUAAUGCAAGUACAAGUGGACAGGGUCGUCGACUUGCUGAAGCUGAAGGUCAAAAAGCUACGGGGCGUUCUUGCUCAAGUUGUCCGUGAUUCGUCAAAUUUAUUUAUUGAACUCAUCGUAUUUGUCUUGACAAGUACUGGUUAAUAACGGAUCCCCAUUUGCAUAAAUCAUCAACGUGAAUAAUAAUUAACUAAAUCAAUUUAAAAAAAAAUACAAAAUAUAUAAAUUUUUCAUCAUUAAAAAAAAAGUGACAUGGGGAUUUCCAAAUAUAAAUAAUUUACAAUACGCGGGUUAAUCGUGACACACGACUAAAAAAUAAAAAAAAUUAGUUAAAUAAAAAAAAAAAGAAAAAAAAAAGAUUAAAAAAAUUUAUAAUGACAC